Messenger RNA from Physeter macrocephalus (sperm whale), 3663 nucleotides. RefSeq names its product vestigial like family member 3 (gene VGLL3). The record is from RefSeq and is a predicted model, not a curated record. The transcript is spliced from 4 exons. The coding region runs from base 122 to 1111 and encodes 329 amino acids. Gene Ontology annotation, cellular component: nucleus. Gene Ontology annotation, biological process: regulation of transcription by RNA polymerase II. NCBI's taxonomy places the organism in Eukaryota, Metazoa, Chordata, Mammalia, Artiodactyla, Physeteridae.
GACCCGCCUUCGCCACAGUAGCAGCUGGGGCUGCGACAGAGGCGGCAGCUGCGGCGGCGCCUGUCGCGCGAGCGCGUAGAGCAGCGGCCGCAGCUCCGGGGCCGCCGCUGCCCCGGCUGCCAUGAGUUGUGCGGAGGUGAUGUAUCACCCCCAGCCGUAUGGAGCGCCCCAGUAUCUGCCCAACCCCGUGGCAGCUGCAACCUGCCCCACAGCCUAUUACCACCCGGCGCCCCAACCUGGCCAGCAGAAGAAGUUAGCGGUAUACAGCAAGAUGCAGGACUCUCUGGAAGUCACCCUUCCCAGCAAACAAGAGGAGGAGGAGGAGGAGGAGGAGGAGGAGGAGGAGGAGGAGAAAGACCAGCCUGCCGAGAUGGAGUACCUUAACUCUCGCUGUGUCCUUUUCACUUAUUUCCAGGGAGACAUUGGGUCAGUAGUGGAUGAACACUUCUCAAGAGCUUUGGGCCAAGCCAGCACCCAUCAUCCAGAAUCUGCCAUUUCAAAAAGCAAGAUGGGGCUAACCCCCUUAUGGAGAGACAGCUCAGCUCUCUCAAGCCAGCGGAGUAGUUUCCCGACUUCCUUUUGGACCAGCUCUUACCAGCCCCCAUCUGCACCCUGUUUGGGGGGAGUUCAUCCUGACUUCCAGGUCACUGCACCCCCUGGCACCUUUACUGCCGCUGACCCCAGCCCCUGGUCAGGACAUGGGCUGCAUCAGACUGGCCCCGCCCCUCCCCCUCCCGUGUCCGAGUCCUGGCACUACCCUUUGGCAUCUCAGGUGAGCCCGUCCUACAGCCACAUGCAUGACAUGUACAUGCGGCAUCACCACCCCCACAUGCACCACCGCCACCACCACCACCACCACCACCAUCACCACCACCCUUCUGCUGGCUCUGCCCUGGAUCCAUCCUAUGGGCCCCUGCUGAUGCCGUCUGUGCGUGCGGCCAGGAUUCCCGCUCCCCCGUGUGACAUCACAAAAACAGAUCCGACUACAGUCACCACUGCUACCUCAGCGUGGGCCGGAGCCUUUCACGGAACCGUGGACUUAGUGCCAAGUGUGGGGUUUGAUACAGGUCUACAGCAUCAAGACAAGAGUAAGGACUCACCAUGGUACUGAAACACACAGUAUUAGCAAGUUAGAUUGAAGCGUGAAUCCAUGGGCCCACUGGGAAAAGAUGCUGCCAGGGUUUGUCAUUCUGCAGUGGGACACAGUAGACAUGGAAGGAAAAGAGGAAGUGUUAUCCAGCUGACUUUGGUUUGGAGCCUUUUCUUGAGAAAGCAGAGUGGGUCAUAGACAUUGAAGAAAAGCAUUUUUGUUUAUUUCUUCCCUCAUCUGAGCCUUUGCCAACUGUGCAAUUCUCUUUUAUUUUUUGUCUUGCUUUUAACAAUACAUGGUUUAAUUUUUGUUUCAGUUCGACACUUUUUUUGAGUUUUUUUUUUUUUUCUUUUUGAAGCAACCACCUUGUCAGGAAAAGAUGAACCACAAAGAAAAUGAUCAUUCUUUCAGGAAUACAAUUUUGUAGCUCCAUGUGCAUCUAUUUUUGUAAAAAUACAGAAAGUUUGAUUUAGCAUUGAUGGGCUAUUUUUGAGGGAUGUGGUUUUUUUUAAUAUUGUAACAAUUGUUAAGUUCUGUUUAAAGAACUUGCUCUCAGAGAAGCACUGGCAAAAAUGUUUAAAAUGCUUGGCUUUAAGAUGUCUGUGAUACGCUCUGUGCUUUCUAGCUUACCUCAAAUGUUUGAUAGUUUCUCCUUUUUACAAAAGUAGCACCAUAGCCAAGCCAAUAUGGUAUUGUUUUACAUUAAAUCUCAGUGAAGAUUUAAUUCCAUGCUAGCUCACUUAGCUCUGAGUUAUAUGUGAAGCUUGAAAAGGAAGUUUUUUAAUGAUCACACUAAAGAAAGGCUAUUUCAUUACUUUGAUUUCUCCCAAAGACUGCUUGGAGGUUGACUAAGAAGAAAGUUGGCAUAAACUUUCAAUCAGAUGGAGAGUUUGCCUAGAGUAUAUAAUUAUCUUUCUAGUCCAUCUGACUUUGAAAAAUGGAACCAGAAUUUAUAUCCAACUACUGGAAAAAAAAAACACAUUUAAUCAUGCUACCUUUGAGUGCCAGUGACUUAUUUUUCUUGUUUAUAAUUAUUCAUUCAUGGCAAGUUUUUGCCAUGUUUUAAGUGAAUUUUUUUUUUCCUGAAGAUAGUUUGAAGGGAUAAUAUUUGGGAAGGUACUAGACACAUCACAAAGCCUUUAAUUCAAUGGCUGUUUCUGAGAGUGUUACCCAUCAUUUUAAAUUGAAAAAUAAUGUACUGCAUAUGUAAUAUUUUAAAUCAGUUUUUGCAUCUUUUUUGUCUGUUUAACUCUGGUUUUAGUUGAUUUAGUUCUUUUUAAGAAAAAAAUGGGGGCAAGAUACAUUUAAAUUGGUAUUUAUACUACAAUUACUGAAAUUAGGUUAAUAAAUUGACAACUUAUUGUUUGAAAUUUAUUACUGAGGACUCAGUAUUCAACUUGACGUGGCCUUCAGGCUCUAAAUAAGAAAAAGUUGGGAUUAUCAUUAAAAUGCUAUUAGGAAAAGAUUAGGUUUAUAAAAGUAGCUGUUAUUUGUAUUUUAAGGACUUUCAAUGUAAAGUCCAUUCUUUCUUUCAUUUGCUUCCAGAGAUGGCUCAUAUUAAAAAGGUAGUAUUAUAUAGAAGUUUUAGUUUGUUAAAAAUGUUUCUCAAAUUUUUCCCAUCCCUGUCCUCACCCAUGUGAAAUUAAAUGUUUAGUGAAAUACAUUUUCCAUCUUAAAUAGUGUAUCUCAUAUGUGUGAACAUUUUAGAUAUAAGAACAACAGAGACUCUGCUUAGCUAGGCAGAGUUCUCACAGAUAAUUUUCAAAUAUUUCCCUUAACUCUAUUUUUAUGCCAUAGUCUUCUUUCCUGGUGCAUCUUAUGAGUUAUAAAUCUAUACACUCUCUUGUAUUUUCAUCACUAUAUUGCUUCUUAACCAGACUCCUCUUAACACAGUAUACACAUUUAACCUAAUGUGAGGUCCAAAUGUAAGGAAUCUUCCACUUACUAAUGAUAUGAACUUAGAUUUCUAGGGAGUGGCUUGGUUAAAUUAUCUACAUUUUGAUCUACAAUUUGAUUUGAUACACUUAUUUGUAAUUUACCUAAAUCUGUGUAGCACAAGGUUGAAUGAAUCUAUAAAAUUUGUUUUACUUUGUGUCCACCUGAAUUCUCAAAGACCAGUCUUCAGUAGCUCCCAUGGGAUGACUCACUGGGGAUAUUUAUUUUCCUCCUCUUCCCUUGGAACCUAUUAACUUCCUCUGCAGUUUCUCUUAGAACAGUGUUGUAAUCCAACUCAUUCAGAUCAUUCAAUUGGAUUUUCCCAAUUAUGAGAAGAAACGUAUUGACUUUCUGCCCGUUUCCUUACUCUCCACUGAAUUGAAUUGAAGGUGAGAGAGCUGACAAUUAGAUAGCUUCACCCUGAAUUUAGGGGGACACUCUGCCCUGUGUCACUCCUGGUAACUAUCUGAUAAAACAGUCCUUGGCUCUGAGGACCCAAGAAAUGUUGGGGAUCUGAAUUCUGCUGUACACAGGAGAGAUUUGUGAGUGAGAUACCCCAUUGAGAACAGGCCCAGGUGUUGCUGGCACAUCACAGAGACUGGAUCCUUGCAUAUACAAGGAGUGGAUCAAAAUGUGAG